Monodelphis domestica (gray short-tailed opossum) is the source of this 6879-nucleotide messenger RNA. RefSeq names its product solute carrier organic anion transporter family member 1C1 (gene SLCO1C1). Gene Ontology annotation, molecular function: bile acid transmembrane transporter activity; protein binding. Gene Ontology annotation, cellular component: basolateral plasma membrane. Lineage: Eukaryota; Metazoa; Chordata; Mammalia; Didelphimorphia; Didelphidae. Gene Ontology annotation, biological process: sodium-independent organic anion transport; transmembrane transport; bile acid and bile salt transport. The record is from RefSeq and is a predicted model, not a curated record.
AAUAAAAUAAUGUUAAAAAAAAGACUGAUAAAGAUAAUUGAUAACAAUAUUAUGUAAUCUAUUUGACAAAAUAGCUGAUGAAAGAACUAUAAAAUUCCUCUUCUGAUACAAAUAUGAUAUUGAUAUUUAAACCAGGAAGAACAAAAACUGAGAAAGGGAACUAUAGAACAAUAUCACUAAUAAUUAUUGAUUCAAAAUUUAAAAAAUACUAGCAAGAAGAUCACAUAAAUAUAUCAAAAGGAUCAUACCACGAUAAACCCUGGAACUAUAUGAUCACAACUACAGAACAGUAUUCAUAUAAAGUCAGAUCUAAACAAUUAGAAAAUCAUUAAUUUCUCAUGAAUAGGCUGAGCCAAUACAUUAUAAAUUACAAACUUCCUGAAUUAAUUCACUUAUUCAAUGCCUUAUCUAUCAAGCUACCCAAAAGUUAUCUCAUAGAGAUAGAAAAAAAUAAUAAAAUGUAUCUGGAAGAACAAAAGAGCCAGAAUAUCAAAAGAAUUAAUAGAAAAAAAAAUAAGUAGGACGGAGGCUUAGCUGUACCAGAGCUCAAACUAUAUUAUAAAGCAACAAUCCACAAAAUAAUCUGCUACUUGUUAAGAAAUAGAGUGGAGAAUAAGUGGGAUAGAUUAGGUACUCAAUAUGCAAUGCUAAAUGCCCAUAGUAAAUGAGUGUUUGGCAUAAAGGUCAAAGCUUUUGGAAGAAGAACUCGGUAUUUGAAAAAAAAUCUUCUGAGAAAACUGGAAAACAGUAUGGCAGAAAUUAGGCAUAUUGUCAUAGACCAACACUUCAUGCCAUAUACUAAGGAAACUCAAAAUGGAUACAUGAUUUAGAAAUAAGGGGCAAUAACAUAAACAGAUUAUGGAAGUACAAAUUUGAUUUAUUAUCAGAUCUAUGGAAAAGGUAAUAAUUUAGAUCAAAACAGGUAAUAGAGAACAUUAUGGAGAAAAUAUUAAGAAUUAUAUGUUUCAAUUUGUUCUUUGACUGCAUUUGUUUCUUCUCUUGUGGCGAAUAUCCUUUUUUUCCAGCAAUUAUAAAUCUCUUGGAGUUGUACUGGAUCUUUACAAGAGUUUUGCUAUUCACAGUUGAUCAUCUUAUAUGAUUGUCAUUAGUAUAUACAACAUUCUCCUUGUUCUGCUCACUUCACUUUGCAUCACUUGAUACACUUAGUUAUCUUUCUAAACAAUACAAUGCAUUAAGGCUUUUUGGGAUAGUCUGUGCUUGAGUAUGUGUGUAUGUAUGUAAAUAUAUACAUAUAUAUAUAUGUCUGUGUGUGUAUUUAUGUAUGUAUUUAUAGAGAUAUAUAACCAAAAGUCAUUCCUCAAAAGAUAAAUGGUCAAAGGAGAUAAGCACAAGUUCAUAAAAGAAUUGCAAAAUGUUAACAAGCCAUUUUAAGGAAUGUUUCACAUUACCAAUAAUAAAAGAUUUGCAAAUUAAAAAAAAGAAACCUUUAAGUUGCACAUGACAGCCAAAAAAUUGACAAAAGUUUAAAAAAUAUUGAAAUAAUUGAUGUUGGAGGGUUGUGGCAAGGAUGUUUGUGGAGCUGUGACUCAAUACCAUUUUUUGGACUUUUGCAAAUAGUGUCUGUUGAUAAUUUCCCAUAUAUACUAAAAUAUUUAUAGUAGCAUAUUUUGUGGCAGCAAAGAAAUGGAAACUAAAAAAGAUGGUAAUGUAAAAUAACAUGAUAAUACUUACAUCAUCUAGUCAGAGAAACUUAUUAGGAACCAUUAAACAAUAUACAAAAAUAAUGAAAAGGAAAGAUUCAAAACAAUCAAAAGUGAAUGUUACAAAAUUAUAAAUAAAUAGAAAAGCUUAAAAAAAGAAAAAUAAGAAUACAUUUCCAGAGUAUUAUAUCCUUGCAAAGUUGAGAAAUCCAUGGGUGUAUUGUAUUGUAUAAAUUUUCAUAAUUUUUUAGUGCACUGAUUAUUUUGCUGAUUUUUUCUCUUAUUUUCUUUAAAAAUAUCAUUUCUUAUAUAAACCUGCUCUCUGUUGGAGCUAGGAAGAAGGAUACUAAUUGUGGUAUAUAAAAAUCUAUCAAUUUGUAUAAAUGGAGCUUUUAUACCUUUGAACUUCAUCCCCCAGAAGUCCCUACUAUUUCCCAAAAUUCCCUUUUCCUGAGUCGUUGCAUUUUUGCAUGAUUGUAUUUAAAUGGCUGUAACUCCUUCCUCACUCUCUCUUUGACCUGUGACUGGGCUGAGUUCAGGCAGUUCUUUGCUUUAGUUAUUAUUAAAUAAAACUUUAUGAAAGAUAAAACUUAGUUAUUGAUUAUUAAUUAAAAAACACACAAAUGAAAUAUUUUAAAAUGAUAAAUAGCUUUCAUGGAGAAUAAUCCUCACAGUUCUUAAUGGAGGGUGAAAAUCCAUGAGAAUGCCAUCUGUCUCACUCAUUUUAGAUCCAUCUCUGCCUUAGGAGUAGAAUUGGAAGCUUAAUUUCCUUAAACUCUAGAGGGGCCCCAGAAAAGCAAGUUCAGGCAUGAGUCAUAAGUGAUUCUGUCUAUUGUUCAAGGUUUGAACGAAUAUUGAAGUUCAUCAUAGAAUCUCCCCCAGCACAAUAUCAUGCAGAGAUUUAGAGAUCUAGUUCUGUUCAUAGUUCCUCUGGAGUGAACCUGAAAUCACAAUUCUACCUUGGAACUGCCCUUGAAUUCCAGAAAUUAUCUGAAUUAAAAACAAUUUAGGACUAGAUCAGAUUUUGGGGGACAAAUUCAUGCCAAAGGCAAGACUUGAACUCAAAUCUUUCUCCUUCCAAGGCCAGUUCUCUAUUUUAUUAGACUUUGUUAAAUAUCAUGGGACAAAUCAUAUUUAUCAGCUAUGAGAGUGAGUGUGAUGGAGUUGGAAAAGCCCUGGACCUAUGGACAGAAGACUUGGUUCAAAUCUAAAUUUGCCACACACUAGCUGGGCAAUCAUUGGUAAGGCAUUUCCAAUCACUGGGCACCUAGUUCCGCUUUUUGUCUUGUAAGGGGGACCAGCUGAGGUGGACAAUCUGCCUUAUCAGUUACGAUUUAUUAUCCUGAGUCUUUCAAAGGCGAGGAUGAGCAUUUGUUUCCAAGUAGAAUAAAAAAAAAAAAAAAACCAGAGCUUUUUAAACAACCAUAGUGAGGAUGUUCUAAGGAGACAAUUCACAUCUGUGGACUUGAAGCAUUCCAAAUGAAUCAAAUUUCUUCAUCAUUGGUUUAGAUACGUAAAUACCUGGAAAUGAUCUCCUCCUCCACACACCUGACAAUAUAAGGCACAUUCCCAUUGUAUGUAAAACUCGUGACCUGAACAACCUGCACUUGUACUCAAUCAGUGCUGGACAUUAUUCAAAACCCACUAAACUCCUUUUCUCAGAAAAAAGGAUUUUCCUUGAACUGGAGUCAUUCAUUUCUCUGGGGAAGCAGCUUUCUUGGACCAGGUUUGAGGUUGAGUGCCAGGGUUUCAAAACUUCUGUUCUAAGUGUGAGUGAUUCAGCAUAUCUCAAGAGAACAAUUUCUCUGCCUGCCUGCGUAGGGAGAGCGUAGCCAGAAUGAAUCUGAAAGAGCCUCAUUGUCACUACAGGUGUUAGAAUCUCCCCUAGCACAAUAACCAGGCAGAGAUUUGCCCGCUGUUCCCAUUGUAAAGAAAAGAUUUCAGUAAAGGAGAUUACAGUACAAUUUCUCAAAGAGAUUCUAAUGACAACAACAAAAAAAGGCAUUUGGAGGAAGGAAGGGGAUUUCUGAACUUUCUUCUUUCCCACUGUUCCCUUUUCUGUCUCUCUGUCUCUGUCUCUCUAGCCCCCGCCCCACACACAGAGACACACAACCACACACAACCACACACAAAGAAAGCUUUAUCACGUGUAGCCUUAGGCUUACAGCAAGUUGCAAAGAAAUGGCUCAAAGGCUUGAACUGUUUCUGUUCUCAGGAAGCUGAGAUGCCGUCAGCGCCUUUGCCAAUGUGGCUAGGGUACUGCAAGCUUCAAGUGGAGAGGGACUGGGAGAAGAGAGAAAGGAGAGCAGACUGCCCAAGGCGGGUAGAAACCACAUCCUUCAUCCCCAUUCCCCCCUCUUCCGCUCUGUUUGAUCCUGCCUUACCUCCUCACCUAGGACAGCUCGGUUUAAAUCUCUUCUCCCACUUUUACCUGACGACUGUGGCUCCAGAGCUACAUCGGCUUAGUGAGAGGCAACAGCUCAUUCGCUCCGAUUUCCAUUUCCAGAAUCACAGUGAAGACUCAUUUUUAAAAUGGAGAAUUCAGCAAAAGAAAAUACUCAACUAUUCUUCACAAAAUCUGAACGACCCAUGAACAGGACUCCUUUUAAAUCACAGCCAUCUAUUUCAGAAGGAAAACAACCUUGUUGUGGAGAAUUAAAGGUGUUUCUAUGUGCAUUAUCUUUUGUUUAUUUUGCCAAAGCUUUGUCAGAAGGCUACCUGAAGAGCACAAUCACUCAAAUAGAAAGAAGAUUCGAAAUCCCUACUUCUCUUGUUGGAGUUAUUGAUGGAAGCUUUGAAAUUGGUAAUCUUUUAGUUAUAACCUUUGUUAGCUACUUUGGAGCUAAACUUCAUAGACCCAAGAUAAUUGGAACAGGAUGCCUAAUUAUGGGAGUUGGAACAUUGCUUAUUGCAAUUCCUCACUUCUUCAUGGGACAUUACAGAUAUGAGAAAUUUUCUCCUUCCAAUUCCACCACUGCCAUCUCUCCAUGCCUACAGGAACAUAAUAAAAAAAUAGCAUUUUCAGUCUUGGAAAAAUCUCAAUCAAAAGUAAAUACAGGAUGUGAAAGUGAAACUCAAACCUCCAUGUGGGUCUAUGUCUUUCUGGGAAACCUCCUCCGUGGAAUAGGAGAAACUCCCAUUCAGCCUCUGGGGAUUACCUACAUUGAUGACCAUGCCAGUGAGGACAAUGCGGCAUUCUAUAUUGGGUGUGUGCAGACAGUUGCAAUUAUCGGACCAAUAUUUGGAUUUCUUUUAGGUUCGAUGUGUGCCAAACUAUAUGUUGACAUUGGCUUUGUAAACCUAGACAACCUAGCCAUUACUCCAAAGGACACACAAUGGGUAGGUGCCUGGUGGCUAGGUUAUUUAAUAGCAGGUACCCUAAGUCUUAUUGCAGCUGUGCCUUUCUGGUUCUUGCCAAAAAGUCUCUUGACUCAAAGAGAUACAAAUCUCAUGAGACUUGAAAGCAGAAAAGAUUCCAUUUCUUCUUCUGAAAAAUCAAAAUUUAUUGUUGAAAAUUCCAAGGAAUAUCACAUACACUAUCAAGAGAGAGUGACAAUGCUAGAAAUGGCAAGAGAUUUUCUGCCUUCAUUGAAGAGGCUUUUUGGAAAUCCCGUGUACUUUUUAUACUUGUGUGCAAGUACUGUUCAGUUUAAUUCUUUAUUUGGAAUGGUCACAUAUAAGCCCAAGUAUAUUGAGCAACAAUAUGGACAAUCAUCUUCGAAGACAAAUUUUGUUAUAGGACUUAUCAAUAUUCCUGCAGUAGCCUUUGGAAUGUUCUCUGGAGGACUAGUUAUGAAAAAAUUCAGGAUCACUCUAUUUGGAGCUUCAAAACUCUACCUGGGAUCUUUAUUUUUUGGUUACCUCCUACUGCUUUCCCUGUUUGCAAUAGGCUGUGAUAAUUCUGAUGUUGCUGGCCUAAGUAUCUCCUACCAAGGAACCAGGCAAGUCUCUUAUUAUGAACAAGCUCUCCUUUCAGAUUGCAAUUCAGGAUGUACAUGUUCCCAGACAGAAUGGGAUCCUAUCUGUGGAGAAAAUGGAAUCACUUAUGUUUCUGCUUGUCUCGCUGGUUGCCAAAGUUCCACUGGAAGUGGGAAAAACACUAUAUUUUACAAUUGCACCUGCAUAGGAAUUACAGAAUCUAAAUCAGGAAAUUCCUCAGGAAUAGUGGGCAGAUGUCAAAAAGGAAAUGACUGUUCAAAAAUGUUUCUAUAUUUCCUGGUGAUAUCAGUCAUCACUUCAUAUACUUUAUCUGUAGGUGGCAUACCUGGGUAUAUAUUGCUUCUGAGGUCUAUUAGCCCACAUUUUAAGUCUUUUGCUCUGGGUAUUUACACUUUAGCAAUAAGGGUCUUUGCUGGAAUCCCAGCUCCAAUAUACUUUGGAGUGUUGAUAGACACAACAUGUCUUAAAUGGGGAGUUAAAAAAUGUGGAUAUCAAGGAGCUUGCAGAUUAUAUGACUCUUAUACCUUUAGAUAUAUAUAUCUGGGCUUAACCAUGUUACUAGGCACCAUGUCUACUUUCCUGAGUAUUGCAAUGCUUUUUGUUUUAAAGAGGAGAUCCGUUUCUGAAAAUGGAAACCUUGAAAACAGUAAAGAUGAAGCAAUGGAAUCUACGAGUAGUAAGAAAGAACAUCUUACUCACAAUGACCAUAUUUUUGAGACUUUCUAUUGGCCAGGCAAAGAAACAGAGCUUUAGAGCAAAGUGAAGUCCUGGAGGGGGAGGAUGAUUGUAUUUUUAGACAUAUCUCCAGUGAUUAACAUAGAGACUGGCAUAUGUAUAUAUAUAAUAAAUGCUUAAUGACAGAAUAAUAGCAAUUUGAAAGAUCAUACAUUUCAGCAUUGAAGGAAAUCUGCACAUAUGCCUAGUUCCACUGAUUCUUAAUUCAUUUAAGUCUCUUCACUUCAAAAUAUGCUCUCUAUAUAAUUGUAAUUAUAAAUAUUGACUUAGAAUUUUUAUGUGAUGCCAAAAAAAUAAUAAAGUUCAUCUUUAGGAUAUUCAAAUGCUAAAGUUUAUAAAAACAACAAAAGCUCUUUAAUCAAAACUCCUUAUAUCAAUACUUAACCAAAGUCAUUCAUGCUUGAUGAAUUCGGUCUUGAACCUAACAGGAAAUUGAUUUAGAAAAGAAUCUUCAGUUUUAAAUAAUAUUGCCUAUUUAUAAUUUUUCAAGUACUUCAUUUAACUUUGCAUUUCACAUGACCAUAAAUAAAUAUUUUUGAAAUUA